AUGGCAAGAGUGCAGUAUUCUGGCCAAUUACUGAGCAUGCAUCUAUUCAAUAGGCUUUAUGCAUUAAGAAGGCUUUUUUAUUAUAACCCAAAAUACUCUAAAUUUAAAAUAAAUUAUGUAGUUCUUUAUGCAUUCCUUCAGAGUACUGUCCUGGGGUGUUUUAUAAAAUUUAAAUUUCUUAAGAAGCACCAGAAAUUAGAGCUAGUAAAUUAUUUGCUGCCAAGAAUUUAUUUAUUCCUUCAAACCUCUACAAAAUGGGUGCUUAGCAUUUCUGUAGCUCAAAUUUUAAUUUCUCACUUCCAUGCAAAAAUAGUUGAGCUCCCAUACUACAUCAGUAUAAAAGUAAGACUUAAAAUUUAA
Messenger RNA from Nematocida ausubeli, 360 nucleotides. RefSeq lists its product as uncharacterized. The transcript has a single exon. Lineage: Eukaryota; Fungi; Microsporidia. Bases 1 to 360 code for a protein of 119 amino acids. The record is from RefSeq and is a predicted model, not a curated record.